Molecule: messenger RNA, 1548 nt
Organism: Verticillium dahliae VdLs.17
Lineage: Eukaryota; Fungi; Ascomycota; Sordariomycetes; Glomerellales; Plectosphaerellaceae
Exons: 1
Coding region: 1-1548 (515 amino acids)
Source: RefSeq, a predicted model, not a curated record
AUGUCUGUUUCAUCCACGAAGAGCAACGCCAAGCUCAUUGAGGCUCUCCACAGCACCAACUGGCGCCAGCCAGUGAUGUACUUUCACGAGGAUCAUGGUGGUCCGGCGGUUGACAAAAAGAAGCGAAGUCGUAAUAGUUCCUCCAGUCUUGACCCCGGUUAUCACUCUGCCCACCAAUAUGGCUCCGUUCACGAAGCUUCUCCUGUACGAGUCGCCAGUAGCAGUCACUCCAUCGCAGAUCCAUUCUCAGAUGCCAGCGGCUGUGUCAUCAAGGGUUCAAAAGAUACGCACAGCAGCAGCGUCGGCCUCUUAAGCGGCAUUGCCGUGGCUGACGAUGCUGUUGCAGUUCCUGCCAAGCGAGCUGCUUCUGCGUUCCUGGACAUCCACCGGUCGUCUCGAAAAGGACCAGAGACUUCGACUUUUGUCUUCGACUUUGUUUUUCAGCAUGACGAAUGCUACGACAAAAAGACAUGCCGUACCCACAACGGUGACUUUCCGAUGGCAGAAAUUAUGAGCAUCGAGGACCCCGAUCAUCCAUGUUCGCCGAGUACUCCAACAACUCGACCUGCGCCUGAGGAUACAGACGAGACACACACUUCUCGAACACAGUCCCGCGAAGACCCGACGAACCCCUGCAACAGUCCGGGUAACUUCCAUGAUGAGGCAGCCCGCGCGUCUGCCGCUAUAUUUACCGACUCCGCUGUACUAAACAUUGAAGGCCUCCAUACCCAAGACGCUCGCAAGACAAACCCUAUAUCUAAAGCUGAUCAGUACAACGAACUCAUGGCCAAGUUGAGCAAGGCUUCCAAGGAGAAAAAGAUGCAAGAGAUGAUAGGUAUGCGACCGAUGGAGAAUGACUGUCACAAAGCCCGUAGGUCAUCUCACCGGCAACGGGACCAGUCAGACGACUCAGGCGUUGGCAUCAGACCUACCGGCAGGCCACACCACUUGCCCACCAAUCUCGAUCCUACCGCAAAAGAAUUCAUCGUCGACGCUGCACCUUGUACUUCUACCACCCAUGUCGUCAACAAGUCACCGAACGAUAGGAUCAGUCCUCGGGGCAGAAUUGCUGCCAAAGAGAGAGCUUUCAUCGACGCUAUCAGCUGUCUGGCUGAGUACGCCAAGGAGUGCAAGAGCCUACAGGAAAUGGUCCAAAACAACAUACAGCAACAUGAUUGUACUGAGUUUGCCACGCAAGAGAGCUCAGUUCCGAUGCCGGUUGUACCACCGGUCCCCAACGUACUUCCAUUUGCCCCUCUCGCCGGCUAUCCUAACACACCAUGCAUACCUGCUCCCAACCCAUGCUUGCCUCCGAACGCGGGACCUCAAGGCGUCAUGAUGCCACCUCCGCCUGGGUUCGCGGGCCCUUCCUUUGGCUUUUCUGACAACCCACUACCAAUGCUGCCGCCUUUCGGCCCCGCGGACACCCCCUUCCAUAUGAUGCCUGGAUUGAGACCUUUACCGACUCACAUAGGACCCAUCAUGCAUCAACCGCCCCCUCCUGGCUAUCACGGCCCUUUACCCAUGCCUCCUCCUGCUUACGGCUAG